Molecule: messenger RNA, 2022 nt
Organism: Nestor notabilis (Kea)
Lineage: Eukaryota; Metazoa; Chordata; Aves; Psittaciformes; Psittacidae
Gene: IQCE
Product: IQ motif containing E
Molecular function (GO): protein binding
Source: RefSeq, a predicted model, not a curated record
AUGGAGACAGCAGUAAGUGAAGAUGUUCUUCCUGCGAGGGCAGUGUACACUCAGGGAGAUGACGGCCCGUCUGCGAUAACCUGUGAAUUGGAUCCAGAAAUUAAGUUAAAGAAGAAACUUUUUACCAAGCCUCCAAAGUUACCAAAUAGAUCUCCAUACAGCACACAACUGUAUUCCAGAAGAGCUGCAGUUUGGCCAUCUCUUCAGGGAACAGGCAGUGAAUAUCUUGAGAGUGCAGCUGUAAAAACCCCAAGGCUAAGAUCACUGAAACAAGGAGUGAGCAAUCCUCUGAAGUCAGAUGUUGACAUGGGCCAUAUGCAAGCUGGUUUUAGUAGCACUCCGGAAUAUUUGAAGGAAGUUCUAGGAACAAAGAAGCCAAAGCAUUCUCGUUCUUCUAGCAAUGGCUACGUUCUUGGAAAUCCUAACUACAAGGAAAAAGAAGAUAUGUAUGAUGAAAUUAUAGAACUGAAAAAGACAAUACAAGCUCAGAAAAUUGAGAGACAUCAAAUGAAAACUAAGCUUCGUCGACUAGAAGAAAUGAUCAAUAUAAAGGAUAAACAGAUUGAAAAACUGCUGGAUCCUUUCAAGGGCUCCGAGAUGGCACAAGCUUUGUCAGAAAAGAUGAAUAAUAAUGGAUGGGUGGUUAAUGGAUUGAAGCAGAAGAUUCUUAAGCUACAACAACUGUGCAAGGAGAGAGACAAGACUAUUAACAAAUUCCAGGCAGAAAUGAAGUCCACUAAUUUGGAAGAAAUGAAGAUAGCUAUGGAAACCUGCUCUGAAGAGAUUCAUCAUCUCCAACAGCUCCUGAAGAAAUCUGAGGCUAUGAGGAAAAAUACAGAGAGCAGAGACACCCAAAAACACCUCAAGGCACUGAAUGCUGCUGUCCUGAGAUUAUCCAGGACCAUCAAAAAUUUGCAGGCUGAGAAUCGGAGGCUGAAAGAAGAUUUAGAUCAUGUACUGUGUGGUUCUUCUCCUUCCAAUGAAACAGAAGAUUAUAGUGAGUGGAGCAAACCCAGGCUGGUGAGGCGGAUUUCGGAACUCGAAAAAAAAAUAUGUGCAUUGGAAAACGCCAGAGUGCCAUCAGUAGAUACCUGUGAGUCAGAGUUACUUGCUCCACCAUGUUCAACUGAAGACCUGGAUCAUCCAGCCUCUCAACAGGUAGACUAUGUUGAGGAAUGUCAUCACCUCCAAGGGCUAGUGAAGAAACUCCAGAGAGAUAAGAGGGCACUUCGAAGUUUCCUGCUUAGUAAAGAGUAAAUCUCCUUAUACUUUUGUAAAUUAGAUAUCAAGCAGUUACUGCAGGCUAAGGCUCAAGUGGAGCUGGAGCUGCAGAAGUGUCAGAAUAAGAUAUACAGGAGAAGUGUCAGAGAAGAAGUGGAAAUCCAGAACCUGACACAGAAAUUAGGGAAACUGGAGCCAAAAGAAGAGGAAAAGAAGAGUCAAAUGGCAGAAGAUAAAGUGGAAAAGCUUCUUAAGGUACAGACACAUUUUUCACUGCAAGGCAAAGAUCAUCAAAGGAGGCAACAAGCAGCCAGAAUCAUCCAGAGGUACUGGAAGAAGUAUCGGGACAAGCGAGAUGUAACUGAUCUGGACGAGGCAAUUAUUACACUUCAGACAGCUUUCAGAGGACAUUUAGGUCGGCAGAAACUGUUACUGAAGAAGAGGACGCAUGAUGCAAAUUCUCAUAACAAGAACUCCUGCAGGUCUUCCAUGUCAAACUCCUCGAGCUCAUCUUCUGAUUGCAAGGAGAAAGAUGAGAUGCUGCCAUUCAUCCAGUCUGUUUUCAGGGCUCACUUAGCACGUAAAGAACAGCUUGUGGAGAGUAUGUCUUUCUCCUCUGUGUCCAGUGCGCUACGUGAGAAAGGAGAUUCUGCAGUUCACGGUCCAGAGAAGAAACCAGUCUUAGCAGCAGUCCAGAGACGACCUUCAAACUUCAUGUUGUCUCUUCCUGAUUGUGGUGACUUCUUGAUAAGUGAAGAAGUUCUGCAAGAAUUUAUACCAGAAAGGACAGAGAGACCAUAA